CAGCAGACCCCACCCCGUGGAGCAGAAGCCACAGUCACUUCCUGAAUGCAGCAGUCCUGACCUGGGUCCCACUCGCCUUGUGGUCCGUCACCCUCCUGCAGCCAUGGUGAGUGAGUCUCCAGGGCCUGGGAGAGCCCCACACUGGCUGGAGGUGAGGGAUGCCACGGGUGGAAACCAGAGGGGCAUAUUCCAAAAGCAGGGUGGCAGAGGGGCAGGAAAGCUGUUGGGGACAUGAGAAUGACCGCCACAAAUGGCCAGAGGUUAAGAAGCAGCUGGGAUCCACUUCUGGGACAACUCAGGCUCUGAGGGGCGGCGAUGAGCUGAGGCUGUGACUAGAAGGGGAACGGGUGGGCCUGCUGGGGUGACUCCCCUCCCCCCAGGUCAGCAUGAACAGCCACCGGGUAACAGGCAGCCAGGGUGAGUGGCAGGGGCUUCCUGUGGGUGACAAAGUAGGUCAUGUAGCUGCUGCCCACCCCAGCAGUCCUCCAGGGCCUGACCUGCUGACCUGCCUUCUCCAGCCCUCUGGGUCACCUGGGAGCCUAUCCCAGCCCAGCUUUCACAGAGGUUUCUCAGGCCCCAGGCAGGAACUGCCACCCUUCCUUGUUCUCUGGGUCAGGGGAGAGUGAAGCUCAGACAGGGCAGAUGAGUGAGGUCCUGCCCUUCCCCUCCCCAGUCUCCUAGACCCCAGGUGAAGCCAGGCCCAGGGGCCUGUGGCAGGGCCACUUCUGGGGUCAUUUGUCGGUCAGAGCAGCCCUGGCCUACUUGUGCGUCUCCUGUGUCUGUGACUGAGGGUGUGGGUCCUGUUGAGACAGGAUUGAGAUGGACUUCAUGCGCCAGGGCUGGUGCGCCACAUCGGACUGGAUGUGGCAGAGUAUAUGCUGCUCGUCUCGGUGUCCGGUGUAUAUAUAUAGAUAGAUAGAUACAUAUUUUGCCGUGCCGCACGGCAUCAUGUGGGAUCUUAGUUCCCCAACCAGGGAUCGACGCACCUCCUGCGUUGGAAGCAUGGAGUCUCAACCACUGAGGCACCAGGGAAGUCCCUAGUAGAUUCUUUAUUUCAACAAAUAGUUACUGAGCAUCUUACUGAGUAUGAGGCAUUGGGAAGACUGCCCUCGUGUCACAUUCAGGGGCAGGGGGGAGGCAGUUCACACACACACACACACACACACACACACCCCUAAAUAGUCAAGACACAUUUAAAAAACAGUAUUGGGUGGCAGUGUAGCAGUUACGACUCCUUGCUUCCAAUGCAAGGGGCACUGGUUCAAUUCCUAGUUGGGGAACUAGCAUACCAUGUGCUACGUGGCAUGCCAAUAAAUAGUAAAAAAAAAAAAACAAUAAGUAUUAGGUAAAAAUAAAUAGGAUGGUAUAGAGUGCUAGGCACUAAGAGAAAAAUUAGGCAGGUUGGGGGGAUCAGAGAGUCCUAGGGGAAUCCUUUUUUUUUAAAUCAGGGUGUUCUGGGAAAAAAGGCCUCUAUCAUAUGGAACAAAGGAGUAGAAACCCCGAAGAGGAGAGACCGUGCAAUGCGAAGUAUGGCCCAGGCAGGCCAGGCUGCAGGAGCCGAGCAGGAGAGGGAGGCCAGGGAGGCAGCACCAGGGGGAGGUCAGGCGUGUCGUCCAGGGGGUUCGUGAGCUCUAGAGCUCUUACUGUGGGCAAGUGACAGAGCACACCCAGAUUCGAAGCAGAGGAGUACAGACAGACUCAGGCCUCCUCUGGCUGCUGCGGGCGCGCUGACUGGGAAAGGGGGUGUGGGGCAUCAGGGGCAGGAGAAACGAGGAGGAGCCUCUUACAGUAAUCCUGUUGCAGGGGAGGCCGCCUCCCCUGGGUGGAUUCCAGGACAGGGGUGCAGGUGGUCCAAAGUUGUUCAGUUCCAGAUAUACUAAUAUACAUUUCUUGCUUUUGGCUGCACCGGGUCUUAGUGGUGGCACGCGGAGUCUUCCGUUGAGGCAGGUCAACUCUUCGUUGUGGCAUGUGGGAUCUACUUCCCCAAACAGGAGCUAGGAGACUUAGCCACCUGACUGCCAGGAAAUCCCUCCAGAUACAUUUUGAAAUGAGAAAAGUAAGGCCUAGGGACAUGCAGGAGGGGAGGAGGAGCUUGAGGAUGCUCCACGGAGUUGGGUUGGGGGCGGGAAUGGGAGCAGAAGGCCACAUGGCACCCCAGGAGCUCGGGUCCAGAGUGGGGUGAGGUUGGGUGCACAUUCCAGGCUUAAGUGACGAGGUCAGACGGUGUGUGGUAGUUUAGGAAGAGAGCCUGGCACUCUCACGGGGAGGCUGGAGACAAAAACAUGGGAGUCUGGUCAAGAGAAGAGAGUCAAAGGAAGAAGGCCGGGAAGAGGACGACAAGGGUGUGUGUCUGUGAUUCGUCCGCUUAUCCCCACAUCCGUCUCUCCAUGGCCCCCAUGUGUAUGAGUCCCUUGCCUGCCUGUGUCCCCCAGGGGAGUCAUCAGGACUUCCGGAGCCUUCAAGCAAAGUUCCAGGCCUCUCAGCCGGAGACUGGCGACCUCCCCAAAAAGCCCCCGAAGCCUGAGUUCCACAAACUCCUCAAAAAGUUCCCACAGCCAGAGCUAGGCGAGCACCCCAAGAAGCCCCCACAGCCUGAGUUCACUGACCUGCCCAAAAAGCCCCCCAAACUUGAGUUCAGUGAACUCUCCAAGAAGUUCCUGCAGCCCGAGGCCACGCCACUUCCCAGGAAGCCUGAGGUCCCUGAGGCCCCCUCUCAGAAGACCCCGCAGCAGCCUGAGCUCAGCAACACCCCCAGGUCCCCCGUGGAGCCCAAGUUCAGUACUCCUCCCAAGAAGCCCCCGCAGCCUGAGUUCUGUGGGCUCCCCAGAAAGCCCCCGCAGCCUCAGGCUGGUGGCCUCCCUAAGAAGCCCCUGCCCCAGCCCGAGUCCAGUGAGGUCCCUCCAGUGCCCCUCUUAAAGCCCGAAUUUGGUGAGCCCCACCCCCACUCCUCAGAGCCUAACUUCAGUACUCUUCCCAAGAAGCCCCCGCAGCCUGAGUUCUGUGAGCUCCCCAGAAAGCCCCCGCAGCCUCAGGUUGGUGGCCUCCCUAAGAAGCCUCUGCCGCAGCCCGAGUCCAGUGACAUCCCUCCAGUGCCCCUUUCAAAGCUGGAAUCUGGUGAGCCCCGCCCCCACUCCUCACAGCCCGACUUCAGUACAUUUCCCAGAAAGAUCGCCCGGCCUCAGCUGAAUGACCUCCCCAAGAAGCCCCUGCCACCUGAGUUUGGUGACCUCACCAGGACGUCCUCGGAGCCAGAGGUCAGUGUGGUUCCCAAGAAGUCACGCCAGUGUGAGUUCAAGGCGCUCUCCAAGGAGCCCCCACAGCCCGAGCCCGCCAGCCUCUCAAGGACGUCCUCGGAGCCAGAGUUCAAGGUGCUCCCCUCAAAGUUUCUGCAGCCCGAGUGUCGGGGGUCCCCCCGCAAGUUCUCACAGCCAGAGCCCGGUUCUCUGCCCAGGAACCUUCCAAGAAAGCCCCUGCUCCCUGGCUCCUUCUCAGAGAGUUCGCUGCCCUCUGCUGUGGUAGGCUCCAGCCCCCGGGUCCCGCUCAGCCCAGGGUUUGGGGCACGGCAGCAGAGAUCAGGAGCCCUCGCUCAGAGUGCUGGUUCCAGGCUGGGUCUCAGACCUGGUCACCUGCCCCGGCGGAGGCCUCUACCCCCGGCCAGCAGCCUGGGCCCUCCCCCAGCCAAGCCCCCACUGCCCCCAGGCCCAAGGGAUAUCCAGAGCUUCCGGAGAGCUGCGGUAGCAGACACAGCUCUGCCCAGGACCUCCUCUUCUGCUGGCCUCCACUUCAUCCCACAGGACCCAGAAGAGGUGUACGAUGAUGUCGAGCCCACAUACCACUCUGGACCCGGCCCCAGGAGCAGAGAUGAAGUGUUGUUGGCUCAGCAGUACCCGUGGAGACCACCUCAAGACCCAGAGCUCAGGAGGGAGAAGGUGCCCCUCCAGCCACUGCAGGUGCCGCCCACGGACCUGAAGUCCCUGAAGCAGCUCCGGAAGGCAGAGAAAGCUGAGCGGGAGUUUCGGAAGAAGUUCAAGUUUGAGGGGGAGAUUGUGGUUCAGACGAGGAUGAUGAUUGACCCCAAUGCCAAGACCCGCCGUGGGGGCGGCAAGCACCUGGGGAUCCGGCGUGGGGAGAUCCUGGAGGUGAUUGAGUUCACCAGCAAGGAGGAGAUGCUGUGUCGGGACACCAAGGGCAAAUAUGGCUACGUGCCAAGAACAGCUCUACUGCCCCUGGAAACGGAGGUGUAUGACGACGUCGCUGCCUGGGAUCCUUUGGACAGCCAACCACUGCCCUAGGGACAGUAAGGCCCGCAGGUGUGGGGAUGAAUGGACAGCCCAUCAGUCCAAUCACCUGCUAAUAAGGAGCCCUGGACCCCAGCGGUUGCCUCUGUCUGGCCACGCCCACAGACCACAUAA
Messenger RNA from Capra hircus (goat), 4412 nucleotides. RefSeq names its product PML-RARA regulated adaptor molecule 1 (gene PRAM1). Gene Ontology annotation, molecular function: protein binding. The transcript is spliced from 9 exons. Bases 2283 to 4292 code for a protein of 669 amino acids. The record is from RefSeq and is a predicted model, not a curated record. Gene Ontology annotation, cellular component: plasma membrane. NCBI's taxonomy places the organism in Eukaryota, Metazoa, Chordata, Mammalia, Artiodactyla, Bovidae. Gene Ontology annotation, biological process: T cell receptor signaling pathway; integrin-mediated signaling pathway; protein localization to plasma membrane.